CUCUCCCUGUAUAUAAAUUUAUGCUUCCACUUGCUUUUACACCCCUAGACAGCCAGCCUCGCGAUAAAGAAAAGGAAAGAUCAUAUGGCCUUCUCAUGGGCCAAGACCAACACCGAGAUCUUCUUCCCCAAUUGGCCAGGCCACAGCUUACUUUCCUACGUGCUAGCCCUCCUCCUCGUCUUUCUGCUCUCGGUGUUCGUCGAGUGGCUAUCUCACGUGCGCCUGAUCAAGUCCAACACUGAUAGCGUGAUGGCUGGGAUUCUGCAGACAUCUAUGUAUGCCCUUCGAGUGGCGGUGGCUUAUCUGGUGAUGCUUGCAAUCAUGUCAUUUGAUGGUGGUGUAUUCCUAUCCGCGGUCGGUGGAUACACCUUCGGAUUCUUGGUUUUUGGCAGCCAGAUGUUCAGGAAGUGGCGGGUCGGGGACUAUCAAGAACCUUCCGAUCUUCCUCCAUUGAAUUGUUGAUGAUAGUUCAUAUAUAUAUAUAUAUAUAUAUUGUAGUAGCCAGCUGCAACAACGGGCUCUGUACAAUUUGCAGAAUCUUCUGUAGGUUACAUUAUGGUAUCUAGACACGUAUAUUUUGCU
Punica granatum (pomegranate) is the source of this 582-nucleotide messenger RNA. The record is from RefSeq and is a predicted model, not a curated record. NCBI's taxonomy places the organism in Eukaryota, Viridiplantae, Streptophyta, Magnoliopsida, Myrtales, Lythraceae.